This is a messenger RNA of Mercenaria mercenaria, 468 nucleotides long. Its product is annotated as sushi, von Willebrand factor type A, EGF and pentraxin domain-containing protein 1-like. The record is from RefSeq and is a predicted model, not a curated record. The transcript is spliced from 3 exons. Bases 1 to 468 code for a protein of 155 amino acids. Gene Ontology annotation, molecular function: zinc ion binding; metalloendopeptidase activity. NCBI's taxonomy places the organism in Eukaryota, Metazoa, Mollusca, Bivalvia, Venerida, Veneridae.
AUGGCUACAGUAUCAUGUGACUAUGGUUAUCAACCAAAUCUCGCUUUUAUCCAUUGUAUAACCUCGGGUGAAUGGGAAAACGCAACAUGCGAGCCUAAAGACUGCGGUUCCUUGUCUGCAAUUGCAGAUGGCACAUUUACAUCACCAGUAACAACUCAUGGAGCUAAGGCUACAUACACGUGUAAUGUUGGCCAUGUUCUUACCGGAGGGGACUCGACACGGUUUUGCGAUGCAGGAAUUUGGAAUGGUACAGUGCCUAUUUGUACACCUAUAGUAUUCCAAAACUGUUCCAAUGUGAAAUUGUGCAACCCGUCAUACUCUGAUGGAGAAUAUUGUAUAUAUCCCGAAGCUAUGGGAGGACACAAGAUCAAAGUAUUUUGUUAUGGAAUGUCAACAGCGUCCCCAUCGGAAUACAUCAUAUGUGAAACGUCGUAUGAUCUAUCUCCUCUGUUUAACAACCAUCACUGA